AUGGAAGCACGGACUUUCAUUCCUCGAACCAACUCCACGCUUCGAGUCACCAGUGGCAUGGCACGAGCAUAGGGAAGUGGUGAGAGCAAGCGAAAACGCGUGAUGAGUGGACGGGCGGUGGAUACCAAUGCCCGGAACAUUUCGAGAUUGAGCUCCUGCAGUUGAAUCAGAUCAAGACCGCAGUUUCAACGACACAUUAGCGCACUGUUAGUUGACGGACGAGGGAGGGAUGUGGAUCACAAAAUUACUGACUGGCACUGCCACUGCGAGUAGCACCGCUGCAUCCACGCAUUUCCCCGUUUAUGAUCUAAUUUGGCUGUCUAGAGGCUGGCUCUGCACUACGUUGACCCUGGAUCGCCGCACUAUCUCGCUUCACGUCGGUGCGCGCUGGUCCUUUGCCCUCUUCGCCUGUACGCUUGUCGCCUUCGUCGUGGAAAGUGAAUUGACUCAGUAUCUCCAAACGAAUUUAGGAUAUAGACAACCUUUCUUCAUAUUUUACCUCGUGCAUUCGACAUUUGCCAUCAUCUUUCCGCUGCACCUGCUGUACCUCAGCUUGACCACGAAACACUCCGCCGCUGAGUACAUCAAUGGCCUCUCCGUGGCCAUUACGAAUCACCUUCGUCCUUCGCGAGUCUCCACGACAGAUCGGUUUCCGACGGCAGCUUUCCUGCGUCUGAUAUUCGGGCUGACGGUCGGGAUCACGAUGCCUGGGUUGCUGUGGUUCCAAGCCAUCUCUCUCGCAAGCGUCAGCGAUGUCACUGCGAUCUGGAAUGCCAACGCGUUUUUCGCGUAUCUGAUGACCUUCAACCUCAAAUGGGAGCCGCGAAGGCUUCUGGCCGUCAUUCUUGCUACUCUCGGCGUGCUUGUCGUUGUUUACGGAGGAAGUAGAGCUUCCAAUGCGGACUCGAUCUCUCGAUCUUCGUUCAAACCAAGCGCCCCGUUGGUCGGCGAUCUCCUGACGCUCAUCGCGUCGAUUGGUUACGCGUUGUACCAAGUUCUGUACAAGAGAUAUGCAGCACUGCCGACAGACCCCGAAUUGCUGGCCGAAUCGGCAUAUGAGCAUCUUCCUUCGGAAGAUCCAAUCGGCGACAAUCCCCACCCUCAGAUUCUGAUGUUGUUUCCCCACCUUUCGGGCUGCAUCCGAAUCUGCUCACUUCCGCAAUCGGGUUAUGCACCCUCGUGUUACUGGGAGGUUGCUUUCCCAUUUUGCACCAUCUUGAGGUUGAACGCUUUGUUCUUCCUCCGAACCUUGCGGUGACGCUGACCAUCGGAGGCAUCGCGCUGAGCGGUGUGGUGUUCAAUGCGGGCUUCAUGGUGCUCCUCGGUACUUGGGGUCCCAUCAUCACAUCUGUCGGAAACUUGUUGACAAUCGUGCUUGUUUUCAUUUCUGACAUUCUUUUUGGAGCGGGAAUGGAGGCCGUCACUCUCGGCGGUGUUGUUGGAUGUAGUGUGAUAGUGGCCGCGUUUGGCGUGUUAGUGUUUGACAUGAUAGAUCGCCCAUGAAUAGAGCUUG
Molecule: messenger RNA, 1513 nt
Organism: Mycena citricolor
Lineage: Eukaryota; Fungi; Basidiomycota; Agaricomycetes; Agaricales; Mycenaceae
Source: the annotation of a GenBank genome assembly